AAAAGCUGAAGUGGUUGCCUUGCCGUGGGUAAUUUGGAGCAUGGGCACCAAUCGGCAGCACACUCUGACCCUUCCGAUCGCUUAUCGCUAUCUACCCAAUCACGCGCCACGCUGCAAAGACUACAGCUCGCGAACUGGCCUUUGUUAUAAUAUAAACAAUGAAGCAAAGAAUUACAUACUUGUUGCACGAGGCUGGUGGUGUUGAUCCUGCGACACUUGAUGUCAGCGAACAUUCUUUAAAAUUGCCCGAACUCAAAGCUGCCAAAGAGUGGAGAGUUACGCUGGGCACACGCGAACUGCCAAAGGAAAUAGCACAAGUACUCGAACAGAGUCAUGAAAUACACAUACGCUGGUCUGCUGAGUGGAACUAUGAUGCAGUAACUCCCUUUUCUUCAAGGGUGCCUUCGGGUCUCCAUGUCUUCUACACUCCCGGCGAGGGUGCUUCUACGGAUACACUAUGCCCAAUGCUAGGCAAGGUCUUUGGUGAACCCGUUAAAUGUCAAUCGGUAAAGAGCUCCUUCUCGAUACCCACUAUUCUGUCUGAGCGAUUUGCCAUGUCUGCGAAGUACCAGUAUUACAAGCCUCUAGCACGUCUGACGAAACUCAUCGGAUACCUCUCAUCAACCAUUUGUGACUCAACAGACAUAUCAUGUCAUGCUCAAUUCACAUCACUUGCGCAGGCAAGUUCCUUGGAUCUCGAUUACGACACGAUAUCUCACGCGCUUCGUGCUACCGCGUAUUGGGACUGGGCUGUUGCAGCCGACGGCACCCAAGGUGUCUGGGAUGAAACUCUGACUCUCCAGUCUUCCUCAGACGCUCUCGAAGUUGGCAUCCUAAACAUUGAAAAGGCUACAGAGGAAGGAGAAAUUGGGUUGAGCGGCUUGCUUACUGUAGUUGGAGAAGACACAAAGCCUAGUGCGACCAUGUUCUCCUUCCCUUCAAGGCACCAUGCUGCAUCAAAGCACUCCGACGAGCUUGCUCUCGAGACUUCGUUCCGCCAGCCUACUGGAUUGCACCCUACCUUGGAGCUCAAGUUCCCUGUCAACGCACUGGUACAACCGGACGAGUCGUGCGCCCUCCACGCUUACCUGACCCUACCGUCUGCCGUUUUUGUAGACCGCUAUCAACUUUCGGAUUCUCUAUUCCUUGCUUCGCAGAAUCUGGUUGCUCUGCGUAGUUUGAGUGGUGCCACGGAUCUGGAGGCGCCCGUAUGGACAACACCUCAAUGGGGCUCCGCAGCGCUACUCGAAGUUGCGCAUCCAGAGACUCCAUCAGUCACCAACGACACUUGGACCGUAACGGUUCCGCUACAUACGCGCUAUAUGCCUCCUUCCGCAGACGGAACACACACCGCACAUGUCCCAUGGCCAGCAGUCUUCUGGGCCUGCGAAGCCGAGGAUGGACUGAAGAUGUCUGUGAAUCCAUUUGACCGCACUAAUAUCGGCUACGACGGACUCUUUGGGCCAAAAACUCUGUUCCAUCACAUCGGUGCUGCGGCUGAGACGAAGACAAUGAUGGAAACGCUGGAGAUACCAGUGCUAGACGAGACAAAGACUAGAUUUGUGGAGGUAGGCACUGGAUUGGCUGUGUUGGUUGGAUUCUUGUGGGUGAUGUGGUGUCUUGCAAGAGGAGCGAGCAAGCAAUCUCAGAAAGCAGGAAAGAAAGAGUGACCGGCUGUUGCUUUGCUCUUCAAGCCAGUGGUUCUUACACAGCUUUGUUUAGCCUGUUGGUGCAAAGCAGCCGAGCCACUUUGCUGGCAGAGUCU
Molecule: messenger RNA, 1765 nt
Organism: Aureobasidium subglaciale EXF-2481
Lineage: Eukaryota; Fungi; Ascomycota; Dothideomycetes; Dothideales; Saccotheciaceae
Exons: 4
Coding region: 159-1670 (503 amino acids)
Biological process (GO): GPI anchor biosynthetic process; protein processing
Cellular component (GO): endoplasmic reticulum membrane; glycosylphosphatidylinositol-mannosyltransferase I complex
Molecular function (GO): mannosyltransferase activity
Source: RefSeq, a predicted model, not a curated record